Neopelma chrysocephalum (saffron-crested tyrant-manakin) is the source of this 338-nucleotide messenger RNA. RefSeq names its product B-cell CLL/lymphoma 7 protein family member B-like. Lineage: Eukaryota; Metazoa; Chordata; Aves; Passeriformes; Pipridae. The coding region runs from base 15 to 293 and encodes 92 amino acids. The record is from RefSeq and is a predicted model, not a curated record. The transcript is spliced from 3 exons.
GCUGCGCGCGCGCCAUGUCGGGGCGCUCGGUGCGGGCCGAGACCCGCAGCCGCGCCAAGGAUGACAUCAAGAAGGUGAUGGCGGCCAUCGAGCGCGUCCGCAGAUGGGAGAAGAAGUGGGUGACGGUGGGAGACACGUCCCUGCGGAUAUUCAAGUGGGUGCCGGUGGCCGACAGCAAGGAGAAAGAGAAAUCCAAAUCAAGCAGCAGCACUGCUCGAGAACCCAAUGGCUUCCCAGCUGACACUUCUGCCAACUCCUCCCUUCUCCUGGAGUUCCAAGGUGCGUCUGGCUGAGUCCCCUCUGACCUGGGGAAAGACUCCAAGGCUGAACAUUGCCAG